GUGCUGUUAUAGUAUCCACGCCUCAGGAUAUCGCUCUCAUGGAUGCGAGACGAGGAGCAGAAAUGUUUAGAAAAGUCAACAUUCCUGUUCUUGGUCUGGUCCAGAACAUGAAUCACUAUGUCUGCCCCAACUGUAACCACACCGCUUACAUCUUUGGUCAAGAUGGCGCCAAAGAUGUAGCACGUGAUCUCAAUAUAGAAAUACUAGGUAAUGUGCCAUUGGAUAUUCAAAUAAGAGAAACUGCUGACCAAGGAAAACCGAUCGUCGUCUCACAGCCUUCAAGUCCUCAGGCGCAGUCCUAUUUACAGAUAGCACGUCGUAUCUUAGAGAAGUUACCACCUGAGAAAAGUAUGGAUCCUGGUUCAUAGCAGGAAGACGAUCACGUGCACCAUUAUGUCUCACGUCACGCAUUCUCUCUGCUAGCAAUGUCACGCUUCAAAAGAGAGAAGGAAUGGAUGAAAGGAAUAGGGACAGACAGACAGAAAGAGGGUUGAAGUUACGCACGCGCUGAUAGAUGAAUGAAUGAAUGAACAAAUUGAACGGUCGGAUAGCGGGCGGACGUCCUGAAUGAUGAAUGAAUGAAUGAAUAGACCCUUUUCGAGCUCCAAAUUACCGCUGUGUUCCUUGAUUACAGACUCAUUUACUCAGGCUUAGCCUCGAUGUAGAAUGUUCACGUGUUCCAGUCAA
This is a messenger RNA of Actinia tenebrosa (Australian red waratah sea anemone), 687 nucleotides long. Its product is annotated as iron-sulfur cluster transfer protein NUBPL. NCBI's taxonomy places the organism in Eukaryota, Metazoa, Cnidaria, Anthozoa, Actiniaria, Actiniidae. Gene Ontology annotation, cellular component: mitochondrion. Gene Ontology annotation, biological process: mitochondrial respiratory chain complex I assembly; iron-sulfur cluster assembly. The record is from RefSeq and is a predicted model, not a curated record. Gene Ontology annotation, molecular function: ATP binding; ATP-dependent FeS chaperone activity; 4 iron, 4 sulfur cluster binding.